Umbelopsis ramanniana AG is the source of this 1651-nucleotide messenger RNA. RefSeq lists its product as uncharacterized. Gene Ontology annotation, molecular function: NEDD8 activating enzyme activity. The record is from RefSeq and is a predicted model, not a curated record. Bases 105 to 1478 code for a protein of 457 amino acids. Gene Ontology annotation, biological process: protein neddylation. The transcript is spliced from 10 exons. Gene Ontology annotation, cellular component: nucleus; cytoplasm. NCBI's taxonomy places the organism in Eukaryota, Fungi, Mucoromycota, Umbelopsidomycetes, Umbelopsidales, Umbelopsidaceae.
GCUUAAACGGUCUCCAGUUGUAUCUUACCGUCCUCACAGCCAUAGACACACAUCUCAGUUUAGCCUGUAGACACUAUAACUGCUGACGAUUUACGAAGGAACUCAUGACAGUCCCCGAGGCCAAGCGACAGCGAAGAGAAAAUAUGCUUGACACUCACGAAGAGAAUGCCCAUAGCUUAGACAGCAACUCGCCCCAACCGGUAGAGACAGUUACACCUGUAAAUGAAGAUAGCGUCAUGACUGAUAGCAGUCAAGUUGAAGAACCAGAAGUAAAUGGGCACAUUGUUCCUCUAAACUCUACUGAGAUAACUACGGCAUUGGAAUCGUGCAAAAUUCUAGUUAUUGGCGCCGGUGGACUAGGUUGUGAGAUUUUGAAGAACCUCGCUCUCACCGGUUUUAACGACAUUCACGUAAUUGAUAUGGAUACUAUUGAUGUCAGCAACCUUAAUCGCCAGUUCUUGUUUCGGUCCGCCGACGUUGGAAAAUCGAAAGCAUUAGUGGCAGCUGAAUUUGUGAUGAAUCGUAUGCCAGGAGUCAAAAUUAUACCGUAUAUGGGAAGGAUCCAGGACAAGGAUGAAGAUUAUUACUCUCAAUUUCAAAUUGUCAUCUGUGGUCUUGAUUCUAUCGAAGCUCGGCGGUGGAUCAAUGCUAUGUUGGUCAGCCUUGUGGACGAUGAAUCUCCUGAAAGUUUAAUUCCAAUGGUGGAUGGUGGAACGGAAGGAUUCAAGGGCCAAGCUAGAGUCAUAUUACCUACCAUCACGUCAUGUUACGAAUGCUCCCUUGAUAUGUUUAACAAGCCCAACAGCUUUCCCAUUUGUACCAUCGCAAACACACCUCGAUUACCUGAGCAUUGUAUAGAAUGGGCUUCAGUACUGGAAUGGCCUCGUGUGUUCCCAGAUCAAAAGUAUGACACGGAUAACCCGGAACAUAUUUCAUGGCUUUAUGAAACUGCGUUGACGCGAGCAAAGAAGUUCAAUAUCGAUGGAGUAUCUUACUUCCUGACCCAGGGUGUAGUUAAGAAUAUCAUACCCGCAAUUGCAUCGACGAACGCCAUUAUCGCCGCUGCUUGUUGUAACGAGGCUUUCAAAAUUGCAACAUCAGUUGCUCCCUUUUUGAACAACUACAUGAUGUACACAGGCAAUGACGGAGUCUACACAUAUACCUUUGAACAUCAAAAGAAACCUGAAUGCCCUGUUUGCGGAACGGUAGCCAUCAAGAUCGAGAUUAACCCAGACAUGAUACUGGAAGACUUUUUGGAUGUUUUGAAGGAAAAGCCCGACACCCAACUGAAGAAGCCAAGUCUUCGUACGGCGACAAAGGCCUUGUAUAUGCAAGCUCCACCACCUCUAGAAAAGGCCAGUCGACCUAAUCUUGUCCUCAAAAUGGGAGACCUAGUCGAAGACGGUGAUGAAAUUACUGUUACGGACGUAGCUCUACCUGUUAGUAUGCAGCUCAAGGUCAAAUUGAUUACAAAAUAAUCGUUCUUCUGUGAAGAAGAUCAAAUCAGUAAAAAUUGUUUAAAAAGACAAAAACAUUUAAAGAUGUGUUCCAUUAGUGUUUACGAUGGACACAAAUAAGCCCUUCAGCUAGUAUGGCGCUGCUCAUACCUAUGGCUGAUAAGGCGGGCAGCACGUAUUUAUUUAAACAAUGA